This is a messenger RNA of Daphnia magna, 1083 nucleotides long. RefSeq lists its product as uncharacterized. The transcript has a single exon. Lineage: Eukaryota; Metazoa; Arthropoda; Branchiopoda; Diplostraca; Daphniidae. The record is from RefSeq and is a predicted model, not a curated record. Bases 1 to 1083 code for a protein of 360 amino acids.
AUGACGAAAGAAGAGAAGGUUGAAUACCACAAAAUAUUCGUACAAUACGAAAAAGAUGGUUACAUAGGAGAGGCAGACACUAGCUAUGACGGGGUCUGCACCUACCUACCACACAGACCAGUCAUUAAAACGGAAGCCAAAACAACGAAAAUCAGACCCGUUUUUGACGGUUCCGCACAUCAGCAGAAUAAGCCAAGUAUCAACGACUUGCUAGAAACUGGGCCAAAUUUAAAUCCGGAAAUCCUAGCAGUAUUGCUUCGGUUCCGACAGAACAAAAUCGCCUGGACAGCGGAUAUAGCACAAGCAUUCCUACAGAUAGGAAUACAAAAAGAACAUGAGCAGCUAAUAAGGUUCCUAUGGAUCGAAGACCCAGAUCGGGAGCCGGCCAUAAUCAAGGAGUACAGAUGGAAACGAGUACCCUUUGGACUAUCAUGUAGCCCCUUCAUUUUAAGAGCUGUGAUUUUGAAAUGCCUAGAAGAACACCAGUCAGCAUUUCCAGAAUUUACAAAGCAAUUGGAACACCAGUUAUACGUGGAUGACUGGUUGGGGGGAGCUGAUAACAUCAGCGAAGCUACCCUACUGAUAAAGCAAGCGAAAGAAGUGUUCCAGUCAGCCAAGAUGGAACUCAGGAAAUGGACGACAAACAACAGCGAGUUACAGAAAACCCUAGAACAUGUCGUAAAAUUCCAACAGGAUAUCGUCGGGAUGGCAAGUACAGAAGCUCCCAUAAAGGCAUUAGGGGUAACAUGGGAUCCCUUAACAGACAAUUUACAAUUCGAUCCACAAAGAAUGAUGGAAAACGCUCAGAGUCUAAACAAAAGACCAACGAAAAGGAAACUAUUCAGUCUCGCGCUUAGGGUAUUUGACCCACUAGGUCUAAUCUCACCAGUAACGUUGGUAGCAAAAAUCAUUAUGCAGAAGAUCUGGAUGGCGAAAACCGGAUGGGAUGAAUCUCGUUCCGGUGGAUUGCUGUUGGUGUUCCACCAUUGUUGCUGUUGCUGCUCUCCUGGAUCCAUCUACGCCUUGUUCCACGCUGUCAACGCCGUCGUUCCUGCAAUCAAGAUUCAAUUAGUAAAUUAUUAA